AGCGUAAACGAGACGAUCCUGGUCGAAUGUCCGUGCCAUCAUGGAGGUGACCGACUCGAUCGCCGGCGAGUGACGUCUGUCAAAAUGUGAGUGACACUCGCGCGGUUUCGAAGCAGUCGCGACGAGCCUCUAUCACGCUCCUGUUUCCAUCUCCACGAGGGUCGAGAAGAGGAGGCAUUCGGCGACAAUCCGCGCGAAAGCUCGGGAUCAAUGGCGGUCGCGGCGAGUCCCUUCGACGCCUGGCUCAGCAAGAAGCUGCAGGCCCUCAAUACGGACGAGGGUGUCUUCGGUACGUACAUCAAGGGCAUCCUCGAGAGCGACGAGCCCGAGGACGAGAAGACCGAGGCGCUCGAGAGCAUACUCGCGGGCAUAACGGAGGAUAGUAUCAGCAAACAUGUAGCAGAAAUCUUGAGUGCAUGGGCAGAGUGCUUGCCAGCUAAAGAUAUAGCCACGGCACCUGCACCAACGGAGGAUGUCGAUGUCAGAUUGGUCAAGAUGUUGGAAUCUCAGAGUCUGCCUACGACAACUCAAAAGAGUUACACAGAGGAAGAAAGACGAAUACGGGAAGCUAUAUUAGCGCAAUACAGUCAAAUGUCUGAUGAAGAUAAUAGCGAAGGAGAUGGAGAAGAGGAUGGAGCAAGUGGCGGAGACUGUGGAAUUGAAAAGAAUUUAAAUGCAGCCACUAUUGUACAGCAGGAGAGAGAAAAAAGAGAAAAGGCCAAGCUUGAAAGUCAGAAAAAGAAAGAGAAAGAUAAAGAAGACAGAGAAAAGCAAAAGCAAUUGAAAGAAGAGAAAAAAGAGAAAAGGAAAACCCAAAAAGGAGAGAGACGAAGGUAGCAUCGAAACAAAAAUAAUGCAAAAUUUACCUCAAAAUUAUCGAAUACAUAUAUGACGCUGUAUUCGUAUACAUCUAUCCUUAUUGUCGUGCAUGCAACGAUCUCCGACAGUUAUUUAAACCAGUCAAUCAUCUUAUAUUUUCGUUAGAACGAUAUGUGUGUAGUAUCUGUUGGUAGAAGAGGAAUUGUAGACUCAAUACGAACACAUCACAAAAGAAUAUCUUUUACGAUAUAAUGUUGGAUCAUCCUGUGCCUUCUGUCUAAAACAUCGUUCCCUUCUUUGAAAGGUUAGUUACUUAUACUCACCCUUUUUUUACUCUUUAAAUAAUUUUAUAAUUUGUAUUCAGAACUCUAUGCUAUAUAUAAUAUUGUUGCUAUUAAAAUUUAACGACACCAUUAUAUCACCACUUAAUCACCAUUAAAUUAAAAGCAA
Messenger RNA from Camponotus floridanus (Florida carpenter ant), 1269 nucleotides. RefSeq names its product coiled-coil domain-containing protein 43. Bases 211 to 837 code for a protein of 208 amino acids. The record is from RefSeq and is a predicted model, not a curated record. The transcript has 3 exons. Lineage: Eukaryota; Metazoa; Arthropoda; Insecta; Hymenoptera; Formicidae.